Molecule: messenger RNA, 1951 nt
Organism: Emys orbicularis (European pond turtle)
Lineage: Eukaryota; Metazoa; Chordata; Testudines; Emydidae
Gene: ZBTB26
Product: zinc finger and BTB domain containing 26
Exons: 2
Coding region: 94-1413 (439 amino acids)
Biological process (GO): regulation of transcription by RNA polymerase II
Cellular component (GO): nucleoplasm
Molecular function (GO): protein binding; RNA polymerase II cis-regulatory region sequence-specific DNA binding; DNA-binding transcription repressor activity, RNA polymerase II-specific
Source: RefSeq, a predicted model, not a curated record
AUUCAUCCAGAAUCUUUUAAACUGGUAACACAUUGAGCAAUUUGCAGAAACUUUCUCUGUGAUGCUUGAACAAGAAAACUAAGAUCUGCCAAAAUGUCCGAAAGAUCAGAUAUCCUUCACUUCAAGUUUGACAAUUAUGGAGAUUCAAUGUUACAAAAAAUGAACAAACUGAGGGAAGAAAAUAAGUUUUGUGAUGUCAUAGUUCACAUAGACAAUGUUGAGGUUCAUGGGCAUAAAAUUGUGUUUGCUGCAGGCUCCCCCUUUUUAAGAGAUCAGUUUUUGUUGAAUGACUCCAGAGAGGUUAAAAUCUCCAUUCUGCAGAGUUCAGAAGUGGGGAGGCAGUUGCUUUUGUCCUGCUACAGUGGUAUUCUGGAGUUUCCUGAGAUGGAGCUGGUAAAUUACUUGACUGCUGCAAGCUUUCUUCAGAUGAGCCACAUUGUGGAACGAUGUACACAGGCUCUCUGGAAGUUUAUAAAACCUAAGAAGCCAUUGGAGAGCAAGGAGGAUUGUGAACAGCAAAGCGAUUCUUCUGAGUUGAAAGAACACCAAGGAGAUGAGGACUCUCUGCAACAGGAUUCACUAUGUAUUCAAACCUCAGAAGACAGUAUGGACAUGGAAGAUAGUGACAUUCAGAUUGUCAAGGUGGAGUCUAUUGGGGAGGUGUCUGAGGUUAGAAAUAAAAAAGAUCAAACCCAGUUUAUUUCUUCUGAACAAACUGCUUUACAUUCAUCAGAGCCUCAGCACUUUUUAAUCAAUUCCACUGUGGAAAACAGAACGAGUGAAAUAGAACAAAAUCAUCUCCACAACUAUGCCCUUUCUUAUGCUGGCAGUGACAAUUUCAUCAUGGCCUCUAAAGACAUGUUUGGUCCUAACAACAGAGGUAUAGACAAGGGUCUCCAAUGGCACCACCAGUGUCCCAAGUGUACCAGAGUAUUCCGGCACCUGGAAAACUAUGCUAAUCAUUUAAAAAUGCAUAAACUGUUCAUGUGUCUGCUGUGUGGUAAGACGUUCACUCAGAAAGGCAAUCUCCACCGACACAUGAGAGUGCAUGCAGGGAUCAAACCUUUUCAGUGUAAAAUCUGUGGGAAAACCUUCUCUCAGAAAUGUUCUUUACAGGACCAUCUCAAUCUGCACAGUGGAGACAAGCCUCAUAAAUGUAACUAUUGUGACAUGGUCUUUGCACAUAAACCUGUUCUGAGGAAACACCUUAAACAAUUACAUGGAAAAAAUAGUUUUGACAAUGCCAAUGAAAGAAAUGUUCAAGAUAUAACGGUGGACUUUGAUUCUUUCAGCUGUAGCACUGCUACAGACAAUAAGGUCUGUCAACAAGCUGAUGCAAGCCAGAUACUGGAUGCAGGGAAAUUGGCUCAGGCUGUGCUCAAUUUAAGGAGUGAUAGCACCUGUGUUAAUUAAGCAUUCCAAGCAGCCCUUUGUAGGCAUCAUGAAGAAAGGAACAAAAGGUUGGAUUUGGGCUUUCACCAAAGCAGAUGGUAUGCCCUGAAAGGUUGUGUACAGAUUGAAUUACAAAACCUAACAGGUUGUCAGCCUUCAUUCUAGUCUUGUUAUUUUCUGUGACUAGCAAUCCUCAUGCAGGGUUUCUGUCUGUGUCCCUACUGGUGAGCAUGGGGUUAAAUUUUGGAUUUGUUACAUUUUGGAUCAUUUACUCUGAUUUGGAGACAUGGGACUGUCACCUUUUGAAGAACUCUUGCUGUGGGCAGUCAUCAAUUAAACUAUGUGCUGUACAGUUAAGGGCCUGUGUAUGUCUGGGCAGAUAGAAGAAACAACAGCAAGGAUGAGUCUAUGAGAUAAAACCUGACUUUUUCAAAAAGCACUGGAUAACUAAGAGUUAUGUAGUUCAACUGCUAAUUUAUCUGUUAAAACUUCAGUUAUUUGCCUUCCAAUCUUACCCAAAUCCCUAAAGUUAAAAUUAAAUACUUUUUUCCAUGUGUCA